AAUUUUGACGACUUGGUGUCUUUGCCAGGAGUUGGAAGAAAGAGUGCUAAUGUAUUUUUAAAUUCGGGACUUGGCAUUCCAACAUUGGCAGUUGAUACUCAUGUUUUUAGAGUGAGCAAUAAAAUUGGCCUUGUGAAAGAAAAAGACGUGUUCAAAACAGAGAAAUCUCUUUUAAAUGUAGUUCCAAAAAAAUACCUACUCUAUGCUCAUCACUGGCUAGUUUUACAUGGUAGAUAUGUUUGCAAAGCACAAAAACCCUCGUGUAAAACAUGCAUCCUG
This is a messenger RNA of Brugia malayi, 279 nucleotides long. Lineage: Eukaryota; Metazoa; Nematoda; Chromadorea; Rhabditida; Onchocercidae. The record is from the annotation of a RefSeq genome assembly.